Messenger RNA from Saccoglossus kowalevskii, 602 nucleotides. RefSeq lists its product as uncharacterized. Gene Ontology annotation, cellular component: Golgi membrane; Golgi apparatus. NCBI's taxonomy places the organism in Eukaryota, Metazoa, Hemichordata, Enteropneusta, Harrimaniidae. The record is from RefSeq and is a predicted model, not a curated record.
UUGUUUAUGAACAUAGAUCAAGACUUGAAAAGUCAUUACAAAAAGAAAAAAAUGAACACAAAAAAUCAAAAGAAGAUUUACAAACCAGUUUUGCAAAAGAGAAGCAAGAAUCACAAAAUAGGUUUAAUUCACUAAAUACACAGCAUAAAAUGCUUAAGAGUGAACACGAGGAUGUACAAAAUGAACUAUCGGCAUGGCAACAUAAACAUGCAAAGCUAGAUGAAGAUUUCAAACAGCUGCAGUCAGAUAGAGAAUUAGAAUUUAAACAACUUAAAGAAGAUAAAGUACAGUACAUGUCCAAUUUACAAGCACAAAUAGACUCUUUACAAGAUGAAGCCUCCAGACUUCGAGCCAUACACACAGGUCUGACAGAUCAGCUUAGAGAAUCACAGCUUAUUGCUAAUGACAGUCUCAACAACAAUCAAAUGCUGAGUAAAUUAAAAGAAGACCUAGUGAUAAACCUCAAAGAUGUGGAGGAUGAAAGGCAAACACUACUUGACAGGAUACGAGAACUUGAGAGACAAGUCUCCACAAAUAAGGAACAGGAUGCUCUCUUUCAAAACCAAAUGGCUGAGUUACAUGACACUGCAGCACAACACAAG